Messenger RNA from Punica granatum (pomegranate), 3156 nucleotides. The record is from RefSeq and is a predicted model, not a curated record. Lineage: Eukaryota; Viridiplantae; Streptophyta; Magnoliopsida; Myrtales; Lythraceae.
AUGGGAGGGGACAAAGCCAUCAACUUGGAGGCCAUCAAGAAUGAGACCGUUGAUCUGGAAAAGAUUCCGAUCGAGGAAGUGUUCGAGCAGCUUAAAUCUUCCAAAGAAGGUUUGACCACUGAAGAAGGGGAUCAGCGGCUCCAAAUCUUUGGGUACAACAAGUUGGAGGAGAAAAAGGAAAGUAAGAUACUCAAGUUCCUUGGGUUCAUGUGGAAUCCCUUGUCAUGGGUCAUGGAAGCUGCAGCCAUCAUGGCUAUCGCGCUUGCAAAUGGCGAUGGGAAGCCUCCUGAUUGGCAGGAUUUUGUGGGUAUCAUGUGCUUGCUCGUUAUCAACUCUACCAUCUCCUUCAUCGAGGAGAACAAUGCCGGUAAUGCCGCUGCAGCCCUGAUGGCCAAUCUUGCUCCUAAAACGAAGGUUCUGAGGGAUGGGAAGUGGAGUGAACGUGAGGCAGCCGUCUUGGUUCCCGGAGAUAUCAUUAGUAUCAAGCUUGGAGACAUCAUUCCAGCAGAUGCUCGUCUCCUCGAGGGUGACCCCCUGAAGGUUGAUCAAUCUGCUCUCACUGGUGAAUCCCUCCCAGUGACAAAGAACCCCCAUGAUGAAGUCUUCUCGGGCUCAACCUGCAAGCAGGGCGAGAUUGAGGCAAUUGUGAUUGCCACCGGGGUCCACACCUUCUUCGGGAAGGCAGCACACCUUGUCGACAGCACAAACCAAGUCGGGCACUUCCAGAAGGUCCUAACUGCAAUUGGGAACUUCUGCAUCUGCUCCAUUGCAGUUGGGAUGUUGAUCGAGAUCAUUGUCAUGUAUCCGAUUCAGCACCGGAAGUAUCGGGACGGGAUUAACAACCUCUUGGUGCUCUUGAUCGGAGGUAUCCCCAUUGCUAUGCCCACGGUCUUGUCCGUGACAAUGGCAAUCGGUUCCCACAGGCUGUCCCAGCAGGGGGCAAUCACAAAGAGAAUGACUGCAAUUGAGGAGAUGGCAGGAAUGGACGUCCUCUGCAGUGAUAAGACGGGGACUCUGACACUCAACAAGUUGAGCGUCGAUAAGAACUUGAUCGAAGUUUUCGUGAAAGAUGUGGACAAGGAGGGUGUGAUCCUCCUCGCUGCUCGGGCUUCUAGGACAGAGAACCAGGACGCUAUUGAUGCAGCCAUUGUUGGAAUGCUCGCUGAUCCUAGAGAGGCACGAGCUGGAAUCAGAGAGGUGCAUUUCUUUCCAUUCAAUCCCGUGGACAAGAGAACUGCUUUGACUUACAUUGAGUCCAAUGGGACCUGGCAUCGAGCAAGCAAAGGGGCCCCUGAGCAAAUUUUGAAUCUUUGCAAUGCUCGAGAGGAUAUGAGGAAGAAGGUCCAUGCUAUCAUCGAUAAGUUUGCCGAACGUGGGUUGCGGUCGUUGGCAGUUGCUAGACAGGAAGUGCCGGAGAAAACAAAAGAAAGCUCCGGGGCCCCCUGGCAGUUUGUGGGCCUUCUUUCUCUCUUUGACCCUCCAAGGCACGACAGUGCAGAAACCAUUCGCAGAGCGCUCAAUCUCGGGGUGAAUGUUAAGAUGAUAACGGGUGAUCAACUUGCCAUUGCUAAGGAGACGGGAAGGAGACUUGGUAUGGGAACUAAUAUGUAUCCUUCUGCUUCCUUACUUGGACAAGACAAGGAUGCAAGCAUUGCAGCACUUCCUGUGGAGGAACUAAUCGAGAAGGCUGAUGGGUUCGCUGGAGUUUUCCCAGAGCACAAGUACGAGAUUGUGAAGAAACUGCAGGAAAGGAAGCACAUAUGUGGAAUGACAGGGGAUGGAGUUAACGAUGCCCCUGCUCUGAAGAAGGCCGACAUUGGAAUUGCCGUUGCUGAUGCUACUGAUGCUGCUCGGAGUGCUUCUGACAUUGUUCUUACCGAGCCUGGUCUGAGCGUCAUCAUUAGUGCAGUGCUAACUAGCCGGGCAAUAUUCCAGAGAAUGAAGAAUUAUACUAUAUAUGCUGUCUCCAUCACUAUCCGUAUUGUGUUCGGUUUCAUGCUCAUUGCUCUUAUAUGGAAGUUCGACUUCUCUCCUUUCAUGGUUCUGAUCAUUGCCAUACUGAAUGAUGGUACGAUUAUGACUAUCUCAAAGGAUCGUGUGAAGCCAUCUCCAAUGCCAGAUAGCUGGAAACUGAAGGAGAUCUUUGCGACUGGGAUUGUGCUCGGAGGUUACUUGGCCUUGAUGACUGUUGUUUUCUUCUGGGCAAUGAAAUCAACCGACUUCUUUUCCGAAAAAUUCCAUGUGAGAUCACUGAGAGAUAAUCGGGAAGAAAUGAUGGCCGCUCUGUACCUACAAGUGAGUAUCGUGAGUCAAGCUUUGAUCUUUGUCACCCGAUCCAGAAGCUGGUCAUUUGUUGAACGCCCGGGUCUGCUUUUAGUCACUGCCUUCAUUAUUGCACAACUGAUUGCAACGGUGAUAGCGGUAUAUGCGAACUGGGGAUUUGCGGAGAUCAAAGGGUGCGGUUGGGGAUGGGCAGGUGUGAUCUGGCUCUAUAGCAUCGUCUUCUACCUUCCAUUGGAUCUCAUCAAGUUUGCUAUCAGAUACAUUCUAAGUGGAAAGGCUUGGCUCAACUUACUCGAGAACAAGACUGCCUUCACGACCAAGAAAGACUAUGGUAAGGAGGAAAGGGAAGCUCAGUGGGCCCUCGCACAGAGAACCCUUCAUGGGCUUCAGCCACCAGAAGCCUCUGCACUCUUCAACGACAAGAGCAGUUAUAGGGAGCUGUCGGAGAUCGCCGAGCAGGCCAAGAGACGAGCUGAAGUCGCGAGGCUUCGGGAGCUGCAUACGCUGAAGGGACAUGUCGAGUCAGUUGUGAAGCUGAAGGGAUUGGACAUUGAUACAAUCCAGCAGCACUACACAGUGUGAGAUACUCUCGUGAAAUAUCGCCCCGAGAAAGGAGAAGAGGAAGAAGCCUUAAGGCUCCGAUGUUGGCGACUUAGAAUAGCGGAGAAGAUGAGAUGGAUCUGUCCCUCAUCCUGUCUCCCUUUAGCUAGCUUAUUAGAUAAAAGUUUGUGGUGGAGCACUGUCUCCCUAAUGUUCUAAAUUUCCAUAACGUUUCCCUUGGCAUAAUUUCUGGGAAUUCCAUUGUCGUCGCAGUUGCUGCACUUUUAUAUAUGCAGUCCAACUUCCUUCGAGUUAUAUAUCUUGAUCACAUGC